ACUGAGACAAUCUAUUCGCUCCUCGAGGAUAGGCGAAAGGGGCUUUAAACGACAGGUCGCUAAGUCGAAAGCUUAUGAAUUUUUUAAGGGAAAAAGAAAAAGGAAAAUCGAAAAGAUCAUGGGCAGACAGUAGAUGGGGUCUAUACAGUCCUCCAAUCUCAUCCAGUUGAACAGCAUCAUGGCCACCAUAAACAAUCCUUCUUCUCUCCACUCUCAAACUCCAAACCCCAAAUCCAUCCUCUUAAAACCCUUAUGCAUCACCUCACCUGUUUAUCCAAGACUCUUCCGCAGAGCCACUACUUCGCUGCCCAAACCUCUACUCUCAAAAUGCAGCAGCAACAGCUCACAGGAUAAGGAAACCAGUUCCAGUAAAAAUUUGAAGGAUGCGUUAUCUGGUAUGGUGGAGAAGCAAGUAGAGGAUCUCUUGAGCAGAGAAGAUAAUAAGGCAUUAUUUGAUGGGUUAGAGAAGGCAUCGCAGAGGGUAGAGAGGGCAAAAAGAGAGCUUGUGGAGAUUGAAAGACAAGAGCUUGAGGCUAAGCAAUUGAGAAUUUAUAUCAAUCAACUUGAAAGCAGAGCUUCCGAGAUUGCAGAAUGUCAGCAGGAGAUCUUAGAGACAAAAUCUAAGGUUGAAGAAGCGGAACAGUUUCUUUCAAUGAGUAAAAAUGGAGACAGAGACGCUAUAGGCGGAGAAGAGGGGAUAGACAUAGAUCAAGAAAGAUGGGAAUCCAUUAAGGCAGCUUGUACAUCUGCACUUGUUGGUACCCUUGCAGGUCUUCCUUUUUUCUUCACUCAGGUGACAGAUACUGCACAACUAAUACUUCCUUUGGCAACCACCUUCAUUAGCUGUGCCUUGUUCGGGGUAACCUUUCGCUAUGCUGUGAGAAGAGACUUGGACAAUUUCCAACUCAAGUCAGGGACCUGUGCAGCUUUUGGAUUUGUCAAAGGUCUUGCUACACUGGCCGGAGGACCACCACUGGAGUUAAAUCCUGGAAGUUUAUUGUCCCAUGCUUUUGAUGGUGGAAUGUGCGUAUCCGAGAAUCUCUUGAUCUUUGCCUUUGCUGCUGUUAGCCUGGAUCUCUGCUUCAAAAUGAGGCUUUUAAGCCCCUUUCCUAUGAAGCAGCAAAGUUCAUGAUGAAUCUCCUCAAGGUAGCUAUGGAUUUCGGAUAUCAUCCUAUGUUGCAAUUGUGACUAACGUGCAUCUUUCUAGAGAUCACUAUGAAAGCAUCAAAUUUUCACAAAAUCCUACUAAGAAAUUUUAGAUGAUAACGUGACCAGCUUCUCUGUCAUGAAAAACUGCAUACUAAAAAAGAGUAAUUUUUUUUCAAGCAUAUAUUACAGUAAUCAAUUCUGCGACGGGUUAAUCACAAAUGUUGCAAGGCAAUGAAAAAUUAUAUAUUGCAACCGAAGCAGAUUUCUAUUGUUUCCUCUGAUCA
Messenger RNA from Hevea brasiliensis (rubber tree), 1433 nucleotides. RefSeq lists its product as uncharacterized. Lineage: Eukaryota; Viridiplantae; Streptophyta; Magnoliopsida; Malpighiales; Euphorbiaceae. The record is from RefSeq and is a predicted model, not a curated record. The coding region runs from base 134 to 1132 and encodes 332 amino acids. The transcript has 3 exons.